Molecule: messenger RNA, 1370 nt
Organism: Macrobrachium nipponense
Lineage: Eukaryota; Metazoa; Arthropoda; Malacostraca; Decapoda; Palaemonidae
Gene: Lfg
Product: protein lifeguard 1-like
Exons: 6
Coding region: 161-883 (240 amino acids)
Source: RefSeq, a predicted model, not a curated record
UGAAUGUCAUGUUUGGUUUUGCGGUCGGACAGCAGCCAGUCCAAAGGUUGUCGCAUAGGUAGUUGGUGUGUUGGCGUAAUACAGUAUUAGGUGUACUACCUAUACUAGAUUUUCUCGGGAUUUUGGGCGUUAUAGAUUGUUUUGACCUCUACCAUUCAAAAUGUCUUACGACUACGAAUCAUAUAAUGAGCCCCUUGCUGGUGCUGGUAACAUGGAGUUUUCAGACAAAUCAAUUCGGAUGGGCUUCAUAAGGAAAGUGUAUAUGAUUUUGAUGGCCCAGCUGACAGUGACCUUUGGCUUUGUGGCAGUUUUUACCUUGAGUGAAAGUGUCAAAGCAUUCGUCUUCAGCAAUGUGGCGAUCUUCUAUGUUGCUUUAGCGGGCACACUUGUCUGUAUCAUUGCGUUGUCUUGCUGUGGUACCCUGAGAAGGAAAACACCACAUAAUUACAUCUUCCUUGGAAUAUUCACAAUUUGUGAAGGUGUAUUGUUGGGAACUGCAUCAGCCUCCUUCACGACUAAUGAGAUUUUAUUAGCAGUGGGCAUCUGCAUUGUUGUGGUUCUCUCCUUAACAAUUUUUGCAUUCCAAACAAGGUUUGACUUUACAACAUGUGGAAUGUUUGUUUUUGUGAGCGUUAUUGUUCUUCUCAUGUUUGGUCUCCUGGCUGUAAUUAUUCAGAACAAGAUCUUGAACUUGGUGUAUUCGUGCUUAGGCGCCCUGCUCUUCUCCUUUUAUUUGGUUUUUGACACACAAAUAAUGAUUGGAGGUAAUCACAAGUAUGCCAUUUCACCUGAAGAGUAUGUAUUUGCUGCUCUUACUUUGUAUUUGGAUGUGAUAAAUAUCUUCAUGUAUAUUUUGUCCAUCAUUGGCAACAGUCGCAACUGAAGAAACCUGGUAGUAAAUUUGAAAUUUUUUGUAUAUACAUGGGAGUAUCUAUCCUCAUCUUUAAAAAGCAGCUCUUCCUGUACAGUUAAUAGUGGACUGAAACUCAUGAUUAGAGGUACUGUAAUCACAAGUAUGCCAUUUCACCCAAUGAAUGUGUAUUUGCUGCUCUUACUUUGUAUUUGGAUGUGAUAUCUUCAUGUAUACUUAUUUUGUCCAGCAUUAGCAACAGUCACAACUCUGGAAAUAAUUGAAGAUUCUGUGUAUGUACAUGGGAGUAUCUGCCCUCACCUAUGAAACAGCAGCUCUUCCUGUAUAUUAAGGCCCUUAUGACCCCAUACAUUUUUUUAAAAUUGCUAAGGAUAUAUUUUGAAAUCAUGACCCCCUGUAUUAUUUUUUUUUAAUUCCUAAGGAUAUAUUUUGAAAUCAACCUAAUUUUUGUCAUACUGGAAACUAUACACAAUCAAGUUUAUAAAAUGGGUUAAAUUAU